AUGGAUUAAAAAAUUGGUUUAUAACCAGGUUUAAUAAUUGAGUCUAGAUUUAAAUUAUUGAAAAGGAUAGGAAGUGGCAGCUUUGGAAUUGUUUACUUAACAUAUGAUUUAGAGGAGAAAGAGUAUUGUGCAACGAAAUUUGAAAGUAGAAAAUUAUAAAUGAGAAUGAUGAAUAGAGAAAUUCUCAUAUUAAAAUAAUUGAAAGGUAUCAAUGGUAAAUUAUUAUACAUUUCAUUAAAUCAAUUUCAGGUUUUCCAGAAUUAAUUCACUAUGGGAAAGAUAGCUAGUAUUAAUUUUAUAUGUGUACAUUGUUGGGAGAGAAUCUAGAAGUGUUAUUAUAAAAAUGUGGUGGUAAAUUUACAUUAUAAACUGUGCUUUAACUAUCAAUAUAACUAAUAGAUCGUUUGGAAGGUUUAUAUUGUUAAUUAUUAUUAUAGUAUUUCAUAGUAUGAAUUUUAUUCAUAGAGAUAUAAAACCAGAGAAUUUCUUAAUUUCUAAGGAGGAUGUUUCAUUAGUAUAUUUAAUUGAUUUUGGAUUGUCUAAAUAUUACAGAAUGACAGAUGGUAGACAUAUAGAAUUUACUUAAAAAACUGGAGUAAUUGGUACAGCAAGAUAUGCUAGUAUAAAUACAUUAUAAUGUAAUAAAAAAUAUUAAUAUAAGGGAUGGAAUAAUCAAGAAGAGAUGAUCUAGAAAGUCUAGGAUAUAUGCUAAUAUAUUUUAUGAAAGGAGAAUUACCUUGGUCAAAUAUUAAGGCACUUGAUAAAGAGGAUAAAUAUGAACAAAUUUUAUAAAUUAAAAUGGGAUUACCUUUAAAUCAACUUUGUUUAAAUUUACCAAAAGUAUCAUUAUUUUUAAAUAAUAGUGUUUUAUUCAUUAUUUUUAACAUGUAAAAUCAUUGCUUUUUCAACAGUAGCCAAAUUAUUCUCAUUUGAGAAAUCUAUUCGAAAAAUAAUUGCUUGAAUAUGAUCAUCAAUUAUAUGAUUGGGAAAUCAAAUUAAUAGAAAAAUAAUAAUAUGAAGAAUUAUUAAUUGAUCCUAACUCUAUACCUGACAUUAAAUAACAAAAUGAGUUAGAUUAAGUUCCUCCUGUUGAUGAAGAAGGCCAAAUAUUUCGAUUAAAAUAAGAGAAUUCGCAUCAUCUCAAAUUCAUGAAAUAAUUACAUGAAAAAUACUUCGAUCACAAUUCCUAUAAGCAUUUAUAGCAAAUUUAAUUGCAUAAAACUACAUCUAUUGAACCUAAUAGUUAAGCUACUAGCAAAUAAAAUAAUUAUUAAACUAGCAAUAAUACUCUAAUUUAAGUUGAAUCUUAACCUUAAAUUCUUAAUAAUGUUGCAUAAUUUUCUAAAAGAAAAGAUUCCAAAUCAUAUACAUCAUUUAAAUAAUGUUAAGAGCAUAAAGAAAAUCGAAAGUUUCGAUAAUCAAAUGAUGAUUAUGAUUUGGAAAUGGCAAAUGAAGAUGGACCCAAUCUUGACUUAAAAAAUCUCGAAGUCAAUUACUUUUUAAAAUGA
Messenger RNA from Paramecium sonneborni, 1508 nucleotides. NCBI's taxonomy places the organism in Eukaryota, Ciliophora, Oligohymenophorea, Peniculida, Parameciidae. The record is from the annotation of a GenBank genome assembly.